Molecule: messenger RNA, 579 nt
Organism: Colletotrichum acutatum
Lineage: Eukaryota; Fungi; Ascomycota; Sordariomycetes; Glomerellales; Glomerellaceae
Exons: 4
Source: RefSeq, a predicted model, not a curated record
AUGGUGAUCGGGAACCGAGAUUUUUCGACUUUCAGGAGUAAGAGUACCAAGAGCACUAAGAGUGACUCGGGGAACGGGGACGAUGCGUCCAUAGGCACGCACGAGAGCUCGUACGAGCACCCUCUGGCCCGCAAAGGCUACGAUAUUGGCCCCGCGUCGAGAUGCGAGGUCGGCGACGUCUUUGAGUUUCUCUGGGCAGACUCGCACGAGUUCGAGUGGGAGUGGAAGUGCCUUGGCUACACGCGCUUCAUCGUCCUUCGACACAGCGACACUUUUCCGCACUACUGCCACUGUGUUCCUAUCUCCACCCCCACGAAAAAUGACUUCCAGAAGCCCGGAAUCGACUCGAGCCAGCAGGGCUACGUCUUUGACGAAAACGACCGCACCCCGCCCUUCGAUCGUCUCCCCUUCUCCCCCGUCGGCAUGCAGCUCCGUCCGGGCAAGUUCCGCGUGAAAGAAAACUCACGCGCAAACUACGCCGACGUGCUCGAGAUCGACCACGAUGCACAAGUCAUGGUCGUCGGCGACUACCGCCAGGGCAAGCUCGUCGGCAAAAAGGGCGCCAAGCUCGAGGCGAGC